Messenger RNA from Physcomitrium patens, 3073 nucleotides. Its product is annotated as putative apyrase 7. Gene Ontology annotation, biological process: nucleoside diphosphate catabolic process. The record is from RefSeq and is a predicted model, not a curated record. Gene Ontology annotation, molecular function: nucleoside diphosphate phosphatase activity. NCBI's taxonomy places the organism in Eukaryota, Viridiplantae, Streptophyta, Bryopsida, Funariales, Funariaceae. Gene Ontology annotation, cellular component: membrane.
GAGAGAAAGUGGAGUGCCAGGGAGUGCGAGGGAGUGCGAGGGAGGAGACGGACAGAUAUCACAACUAGUCGUCGUCGGGGCGCGGAGCACACAAUCUCGGCGGUGAAUGUCUGUUGGGGCCACUGUUCCAACAACGUCAUCGAUCACACGAAAGAGUGAUGAAGCAUCGGCACACACAGCGGCGAUAAAACUCACACCCCGCCGGGAAGGAGGCGUAAUGAGCGGAGACUGGGAAAAACCGUGUACGACUUCCUGAGAGCGAGAGGGAGAGCGAGAGGCCGAGGAGUGUUUUUUUUUUUUUUUUUUUUUUUUUUUUUCCUUCAUAAAAACCCUUUGUGCAGCCUGACAUACCCAUUUGCAUCUUCUUAACCCUGCAGUACCGAUCUCGCCCAGUGCCGCCAUCUCUCCGUCAUUCCAAUGCGCUGAGCAUCUGCCGUCAUUGUUUGUCUGCUAAGGGUUUGGAAUGUGUUAAUUUAAGGUUGGGCGUGUUUUUUGCGCAAGUUUGGCGAUGGAAUUCGGCUUGGUCAAGGGAUGGUGGUGAUGUGGGUGGUUGCCCGUGAGGGGUGGCGACCUUGGUAAAUUGUGCGUUGUAGGUGGUGUGUGGAGGGUUUGGUGCGAGAGGGUGGGUGAUGGUGAGAGUGGUGGUCUGUGACGAGGCUAUGUGAACGGGCUAUGGGAUUAGUCUCGGUUGGUGUAGGAGCGUGCGUGGGACACGCGGGGUGGAGUUCGAGAGAGGGGCUAUGGGCACGGGAAUUGGUAGCAAUGAUGUUGCUUCGCAAUCGUCGUCUUCUUCUUCAUCAGGUCAGCAUCUCGUGCAGCUGUCGAACUUUGCGCCCGUUGUUCCAACCCCUGCAAGAGGCGGACGGAACAGACGAGAGAAUGCUGGGUUGAGAAGCUCCCUUUCUGUGCCAAGUUUCGCCACAUAUUGGAAGGUCCCCGUGGAAGACUCUGGAGGUGGAGCUUAUGGGUACCAAGCUCCGGCUCCCUCUGUGGGUUCUGGCAAGGAUGGAUCCGCUGGACCUAAGGUAAUGAAACCGAGUCGGAGCGGACCUUUGGGGAGCGAUGCAGCGCCUUAUCCAGGGAGCCAGCCCUCCAGCCGGCGUUGGUGGUGCCGUGGUUUGUCAAUUUCUGUGUUGAUUGUCCUAGGGAUCACAUUGGUGUAUUUGGGGUUUCUCCUCGGGAGAGCUUACUUGCGCAGAGCGACGCUGCAAUUCGCAAUUGUGCUUGAUGGUGGUAGCACGGGUACUCGAGUUCAUGUCCAUGGAUGGGCUCGCUCCCCGAAGGAUUCAUUGCCAGUCAUGGUGGAUCCAACGACGAAUACGCACUUGCCUGGCGCCCCGAUGCAAGUUGUGAAUGGGAAGCAGCGCCUGUACAAACGAGUGGAGACAGAGCCUGGGCUAGACAAACUGUAUCUCAAUAGUACGGGGAUUGAGAAUGCUCUUGGGCCGCUAUUGGAUUGGGCGGGCAGGCACAUCCCCCGACACGCUUAUCGUAACACGCAGGUUUUUCUUUUAGCCACUGCUGGACUGCGCAGGUUGCCAGUAGACCAGUCUGACUGGAUUCUCGACCAAGCUUGGACUGUUCUUGAAAACUCGCCUUUCAAAUGCAAGCGGUCUUCUGUGAAGGUAAUUAAGGGCAUCGAGGAAGCAUAUUACGGCUGGAUAGCGCUGAAUUACAAGUUUGGAAGGCUGGGUAAUGUUCCCAAAAAAUUGUCCAAUUACGGGACCUUGGAUCUAGGGGGGUCGUCAUUAGAAGUCACCUUUGAACCGAGAGAUGUUCCUCAUGGUGAAUACGGGAUGAAUCUAAGCGUGGGCUCUACAGAGCACCAUCUCUACGCAGCCUCAUAUGCUGGGCUUGGUUUAAACGAUGCCUUCGAGAAAUCGGUGGCGUUGUUGCUAAGGGCACAAAAUGCCACGAAGAGAGACAGAAAGAGACGUAGCAGUAACCUCUUGGAGGUUGAACAUCCUUGUUUGCAAACAGGAUACAGGGCACCGUAUAAAUGCUCUACUCACUGCGUUCUUCCUCCUCUGCCCGCGCGUAGAUCUGGACGCAACGCUCCUAGUUCUGAUGUGGGAACUGCCGCUCAGGUUGAAUUGCUAGGAGCUCCCAAUUGGGAUACCUGCCAAGCCUUGGCUGAGGAUAUCAUCAAUUCUUCAUCUGUUCAGGGUUGCUCUUUCCCUCCUUGCGCACUUGGUAAGCAUCAGCCGUAUCCCCAAGGGACGUUCUACGGACUGGCGGGUUUUUAUGUUGUGUACAAGUUUUUCGGGUUAUCCCAAGACGCACCACUUGAUGACUUACUGGCGAAAGGCCAAGACUUUUGUAAGUUACCUUGGAAGGUAGCCGAACGUAGCGUAGAUCCGCAACCUAGUAUUGAGCAGUAUUGUUUUCGGUCACCUUAUGUGACCACUUUGCUUCGAGAGGGCUUGCAUCUUCAGGACAAUCAGAUUCAAAUAGGUUCAGGAGAUUUUUCCUGGACUUUAGGUGCUGCGCUAUGGGAAGCUGGUGCACUGGAUCCUGUUGACGACACGAAGGCUCUGGGAGCAUUGCUUGGCAUGAUCCGAAUUUGGCCAUAACUGGCGAUCUUGCUACUUUUAAUAUCCAUUCUGGUGGUAGUUACUUGGUACCAAUGGAAAAUGCGAAUUAGGCGUCGUGGAGGAUAUCUCCCUGUGUCUACUUCGAGUUCGGGUUCGGGCAUGCCUGCGAGCUGGUUACCCCCUCACUUGCGCACUCGUGGUGACUCGAAGACACCACUGAGCCCACAGCCAGGAUAUAACUCGGUAUUUACGGACGAGCCUUCUACAGGAUCAAUUGAGAGUUUACAAAUGUUGGUUUCUUCUGGUGUAGCCAGUGCCAAGAUUACCCCUGAUCGAAGUAGGCUGCAAAGUCGACGGACUACUUCACGAGAUGAACUCAAUAUAUUAUUAUGACGCAGUUCCUCAUCAUUUUAGUGGUUUGAUUCAUUUGUGGGCCUAAUUUGGCUUUAUCGUUACAAUCUUAAGUUUGUUUCUACAGAGCCAUUAGCCCUUGUAUUUUUACUACUUCUGGAAAUUCCAUUCUUUUCGUCUCCUGCGUG